UCUCCCUCCAUUUUCCAGCAUUUAAUCCUCGAUUUCCAUAAUCCAAACAACUUGGAGCCCUUCCGAUUUCGUUUUCACCUCGCCUUCUUCCUUGCUUCACGUAGAUUUCCGAUCAAAAACACCGCUAAUUUUCCCGCCGGCGGGAGUUCUAGGGAUGGAGGGAUUGCCGUUGCAAAAGGCGGGAAGCGAGAGCGAGGUGUCGGGGCAUAGUUUUAGCGGCGGCGGAGGAGGAGGAGGACCGGAGGAGAGGGGUUCGUCUGAGUAUUUCGGUUGGGUGUAUCAUAUUGGAUUUAAUUCUAUAGGGCAUGAGUAUUGCCAUCUUCGAUUUCUCUUUAUUCGUCGUAAAUACGUUGAGUUGUAUAAGCGCGAUCCUCAUGAGAAUCCCGGCAUUAAACCUAUUAGGAGGGGUGUUGUCGGGCCAUCGCUUAUGGUCGAAGAGCUGGGACGUCGAAAAGUUAACCAUGGGGAUGUUUAUGUAUUACGAAUUUAUAAUCGACUGGAUGAUUCUAAGAAAGGAGAAAUUGCUUGUGCUACGGCUGGAGAGGUCAGAAAAUGGAUGGAGGCAUUUGAUCAUGCCAAGCAACAGGCUGAGUAUGAGCUUUCCAGAGGAGGUAAUCCCCGAGAGAAACUGAACAUGGAGGAAGAGAUAAAUCUGGACGGACACAGACAUCGAGUUAGACGUUAUGCACAUGGAUUAAGAAAGCUAAUAAAAAUUGGUCAAGGUCCAGAGACACUUUUGCAUCAUUCUACAAACUUGAAUACUCAUGUCGGUUCUGAUGGCUUCUUUGAAAAGGAUUUCGGUGAUGCACUUGAAAGACAUCGGUGGAAAUGUGUUCGCACAUUUAACGGUGUUAGAAUUUUUGAAGAUGUUGCUGACAAUAAGAGUGGUAAAGGGGUUCUCGUGAAGUCUGUUGGUGUCGUUGAUGCUCAUGCGGAUACUGUUUUCGAUAUAAUCCUGAACUCGGACUGGAGGCAGAGAUAUGAGUGGGAUACACUGAUAAGUGACAUGGAACUGGUUGAAGCUUACCAUGGGCAUUAUGAUAUUCUUUAUGGGACGAAUUAUCCCACGCAUCUUAGCCAAUCGCAAGGCAAAAGAGAUUUUGUCUUCUCUCGACAAUGGUUUCGAGGACAAGAUGGAACUUAUACAAUAUUGCAAAUUCCUUGCGUUCAUAAAAAGAAACCACAUAGAUCAGGAUAUCGACGUACACGGAUUAACCCUUCAACUUGGGAGAUAAGGUGCUUAAACACAUCCAUGGGUUCAAAAGUUCCAAAAUGUCUUGUUACUCAAAUACUAGAGAUACAACCGGCAGGUUGGUCUAAAUGGCAGAAACACCACCCUUCAAAGUUUGAAAAGAGUGUUCCUUAUGCUUUGCUGUGCCAAGUUGCAGGUCUAAAGGAAUAUGCAUUAGCAAAUCCCUCUCUAAAUUAUGAACCCUGGCCCACUGUUGUCCAUUCAAAAACCUCAGAUGUCUCUGGUACGAAUGGCAACUAUGAUGAUAGAGGAACACAGGAUGAAUUUUAUGAUGCUAUGGCUGCUGCUUCAUCAUCAUCUUCGGAAGAUGAUAGUGACAAUGAUAAAGAAGUUGGCAACAAGGACUUAAAGGUGAGGCUGAAAAAUGUUUCAUGGGCUAUGGCAGGCUUUUCUACGAAGCAGUCAUCAGCUGUCGAUGCAAAUAAGGAGCUAGAUCAUAGCAUUGCUCCUAUCGUCUUGGACACAUGCCAGAUUAAAGGUUCUUUGCAGAAAGGUGGGGUGGACACUGAUACAAACUGUUGGACUUCUCCAGGUGGAGCAGGGUUCAUGAUAAGAGGCAAAAAUUACCUCAAAGAUAACUCUAAGGUAACGGGAGGCGAUCCCCUUCUCAAUCUCAUAGCAGUAGAUUGGUUCAAAGUUGAUAAAAGCUAUGAUGGCAUUGCAUUGCAUCCCCAGAAUAUAGUUCAGUCAGAAGCUGGAAAGAAGCUCCCAUUCGUGCUGAUUAUUAACCUCCAGGUUCCAGCCAAGCCAAACUAUAGUAUGGUUAUGUAUUAUGCUGCAGACAGGCCUGUAAACAAAAGUUCUUUGCUGGGUAAAUUUGUGGAUGGAAAUGACAUGUAUCGGGAUUCGAGAUUUAAAUUAAUCCCCAGCAUUGUGGAGGGAUAUUGGAUGGUUAAGCGUGCAGUUGGAACAAAAGCUUGCCUUUUGGGCAAAGCAGUUAAAUGCAAGUACCUUAGACGGGAUAAUUUUCUGGAAAUUGAUGUGGAUAUUGGAUCUUCAACAGUAGCCAGGAGUGUUAUUGGCCUCGUCCUCGGAUACGUCACAAGCUUAGUCGUUGACCUUGCGAUUCUCAUAGAGGCAAAGGAAGAGGAAGAGUUGCCCGAGUAUAUUCUUGGAACGGUUCGGCUAAACCGUGUCAGGCUCGAUUCAGCAGUAACUUUGGAAAAAUGAGGUCUCUAUAUGUUACAUUUACCAAACUUUCUCACAUUCAUUCAUUCAUUCUUUGUAACAUGGUCACUUUAGCGAGGCUUUACAUCUGGUAGUCUGUUCAUCCGAGUAUAGUCAAGACAAGUGAUCAGUACACCUAUUAUAAAUUAAUAACGAAAUCAGCAAUAAAAUCUUUACUUCUCCUCUAGCUCAUUCAGAGGGAUCAA
This is a messenger RNA of Cucurbita pepo subsp. pepo (vegetable marrow), 2625 nucleotides long. RefSeq names its product protein ENHANCED DISEASE RESISTANCE 2-like. The record is from RefSeq and is a predicted model, not a curated record. NCBI's taxonomy places the organism in Eukaryota, Viridiplantae, Streptophyta, Magnoliopsida, Cucurbitales, Cucurbitaceae. Gene Ontology annotation, molecular function: lipid binding.